AUGGGCAUGAAACUAGAAAUAGCCCGUAAUACCUGUGGCUUAGCGCUAAGUUCCGGUGGAACCAUUGUUAUAGUUAAGGUUAGUGUUGGGGUUAAGUUUAGGACCAGAACUAGGGUUGGGGUUAAAGUUAAUUAGGGUUCCACUUGAAGUUUGGGUUUGGGUCAGGACACGGAAAUGAAUGCCCUUCCUGGAAUUGAGCGCAAGAGCACUUGUGUAUGAGUGCAAGAGCGUUCCUAUGCCAGUGUCCUCCCAAAGCGCAUAUAAGAUAUCCUCCCCAAAAGUGGUUUACUAUAAUUUCGGAGGUAGAUCUUACGUGGUUUCGAUCAAAAUCAAUAGACGUGCUGGAACAAACGUCAAAAGACAGAUCCUAAAAGGACUAUCAAGGUUCACAAGCAAGACGACUGAUCCUAAAUUUAGAGUAGUAUUUCCUCCCCCAGAAGUCCUGCCUCUGAGGAUCUCAGGCGUGAUCUUGAACAGAAAACCUGAUAACCAUUGUUCUAGACCUCUUGAAGUAGUUCGAAAAUACCCCAAAUUCUUGGCGUAUUAAGACACUUCAUGGAUCUGCAUUCAAUUUCACCAUGUCUUUUGCAAAUGUCAAGCAAUUUAGAAGUCUUAAAUAUCUCCUGCUGCAUGGUACUUAGAAAUGUCCCAGAAGCAAUUUACACAAAUAAGUAAAUAAAAAAUUCAAUGUUUUUAGAAACGGGAAGCUUAACAUUCUCUUCCUGGUGGUCUUUUGGACCUGAAGCUGCCUUUGGCAGCAAGAUAUUAUUGUUGGGUUCACCGACUGUGAACCGGAAAAGUCGGAUUGACAAGAGUCCUCUCGUAACCAUCUAAUCCGGAUAAUUAUACCCUGCCUCGCGUCCCUAAAUGGCCUCAGAAUGCUGCCCGUUUUCAUGGCAAAAAGGUUCGGGGUGGAUAAGAAGCUUGCAGCUGUAUAUCCUACCCUCGAUUCUUCAGAACACCCUGCCCGUGUUACAUGUGGACUUUGUGCAGGAUAGGCGACCGUUGCCCGACCAAGACGCUCCAGAUGCUCGCUAAAAUUCUACAAAUAUUAGAUAUUUUCUUUCCAAAAACCGGCCUACUGCAAUAGUGAAACCAUGAAAAUGACCAAAAACCUGUAGCGUCUGGGUAAUACAUAUGUGUGUAUUAGUUCAUGCCUAGGGUGUAGGGGUGUCAAGUUAGGGACAUCCGUGCAUGGGUGGAAGGUCGAGCCACGCAAAAGGUGGCUGUGUUGCAGACAGCCAUCACGGCUAUGUCUGGUGUCCUUUUCCAAGGCCUCCCCCUGCAACCACAACAUAAGCCUUUUAAACAUCACCCCUCGGCGAAUGCAGCACACCAAUUCUACACCCGUUCAGCUUGCCCCACAAAUCUACAAAAGAAGCUUCUAAGAUUCUCUAGGGAACUCUCAGGUAUGGCUGGACAAAGUGAAAACCAGCCCUGAACUCGCUAGCGGCCACUUACUUCUGAGAGGACAAUCCCGGGUUCUGUAUACAAUAAACUCCCCAUGCUGGUGUCUCCUGCCUUCUCUUUACAAGUCGGGAUUUAACCUGAUGUUUGUAGCGCUCCAAGUACAUAUUCUCAUCGCUUAGUCGCUACAACUGCUCCUCACGGUCCUCAAUUGGCACCCAACCCUCAUUUGUGAGCCCCGAAGCUAGACUCUGUCCAUUGACCACACCCCGGCAACCACCUAGACUGGCGGGUCAAUGUUGUGUAUAUCCUCAAACCCGGUAAUCCUGCGCCCAUCCUUCCCUCCCCUCCCCUCCCCCUCCCCCUCACCCACCCCUCUCUUUCCCAACCCUUCCACUUCGAAAGCCCUCCGGAGAGGGUGACGAACAAUUAUGUAGGCGGCCCAGUAUAACCCGGGUCGUUCUCCCACCAAACCAAGCCGUGACUCAUUAUGGAGUUCGGCAGCCGUUUGGGAUGUCCAAACGGCUAUACUUAGGAACAGAACUACUUACUCCCUCGCGGGAGAAGUGGGUAGCAAAGAUGCCCUAGACAAAUACUGAGAAACCACACCAUCUGCGAGUAUACUGUGGCUUGUAGAUGUAAAACCCGCUGUUGUAUCCAGCUGGUCAAAGUUUGGAAUUCUCCACACCCUCUUCGCAAGUGCUUCCACGUUUGGCCGCUGUUGACAUUAUCCUUCCCCCUUUUUGUAACCCUCUUUCGAGCGUGAUCGAGCGGUGUUCGAGUUGCUUGAGCAGUAACAAAGGAAUUCUUUGUCUAGAGUAUUCAUUGUUGAGGUUUGUACGUUUUUUAUUAUUACCUUAUUCCACCAAUAGUACCGUAUAUACACCGAAAUUUGUUUUGGCCUAUACGCGUGACUCGAUUUACCAAGAAUUCUACGCUCGCUUUAAAAAUACAACAGUGAGCAAAAACAACAACAACCCUUGUGCCCAUACCCUUCGUCUCAACCCACAGGCCGCUAUAAUGAGUCGGCCCAUCCUGGCAGUCCGAAACGUUCAUUCCCUUCUGGGCAAUCCGCGGAGCAAACAGCUGGGAAAGAGGACUGCGCUAGUGGCUCGGGAGCUGGCUCGCUACAAGGUGGACAUUGCUGCCCUCAGAGAGACCAGCCUCUCCAAACAAGCCCACCUGGAGGAGGUGGAUGCCGGCUGCAUCGUUUAG
Messenger RNA from Spirometra erinaceieuropaei, 2622 nucleotides. NCBI's taxonomy places the organism in Eukaryota, Metazoa, Platyhelminthes, Cestoda, Diphyllobothriidea, Diphyllobothriidae. The record is from the annotation of a GenBank genome assembly.